Molecule: messenger RNA, 1284 nt
Organism: Sabethes cyaneus
Lineage: Eukaryota; Metazoa; Arthropoda; Insecta; Diptera; Culicidae
Gene: fusl
Exons: 5
Coding region: 1-1284 (427 amino acids)
Biological process (GO): neuron-neuron synaptic transmission; neuromuscular synaptic transmission; clustering of voltage-gated calcium channels
Cellular component (GO): presynaptic membrane
Source: RefSeq, a predicted model, not a curated record
AUGGAUCUCACUCCAAAACGGGACUCGAUAAUAGUAUUCACAAAUCGUAACAAUUCCUUCAGCCAGUCCAAUCUUACCUGGAGAAAAAGGAUACUUCAUUUCAGUGACACGCUGCUUUCGCUGUUCGUUAUUAGCCCCCUUGUGGUAACACAUUGGCGCGGUACUUGGAGUUAUAUGGACCUAAAUGCGGAGUACUUUCCUCCUUGGUACUGCUUGCUGCUGGGAUCAAUUCUACACACUACCUUUGCGUUACUGCGUGAACCGCUACAGGCGGAGUUUUCGGGACCAAGUGAUGGAGAAAAGUGUUGGCGAAAAACUGUGCGCAGAUUUGUUUUUGCAAGAAUGUACACAUACGUGUUUAGUCUGAGCUGCAUAAUGCACUGGCGAGGUGGCUGGGAAGUUAUGAGAAUGUAUCUAGAUUUAGAGUUAUGGCCAGCGUUGGCAGUGUCAGGAAUCUGUUUCGUUCCUCUAAUGCUGAUGAAAUCGAUUCGUAAUCUGCUGGCUCCACCGUUUCUCAUAAUGACCGACUACAAGGAGUUUGUGUUCAACUUUCCAACGCGAUUUCGAACCAAGGGUUCCAAGGAGCCAGCAUUGUACGUACUGGACUGUUUGUUUUCGGUGCUGGUCAUCGGAUCCCUAGUGGUGUUCGUAUGGCGAGGGCUUUGGGUGCUGUUGGAUUUGAAGCUCUUUCCGGAUGAUCGCGGAUUGUCUGCCUGGUCCUCGGUGUUGAUAGGUUACGGAGUGACCGGAGUCACUUUCUCUCUGCAACCCCUGAUGCGAUGGGCAUGCGAUCGUUUGGAAGGAAUUUGGCGCGUCGUCGUUGCCGAUUUGUUUCUUUUCUUCAGCUUUAUUGGAACAAUCAACGUAUGGCGCGGAGUUUGGGCAUUACUAGAUCAUUACUUCCUACCAGAUAAUCGGCUUAUGAGCGAUUGGAUCACCCACAGUUUAUCGCUGAUAUUACUGAUUCUACUGAAUUGUUCCAAUUCGGUCUUGGUUCGUGGAGUUUACAUCGACGCUGAAGAACCGGCGGGCCAGUGUGUUGUCUUUCCUGUGUAUUACGUUCGACUGUUUUUCCAGAGGGAACGUAACAAGAAACAAAGAAGACUGCUGGAAGCGCUUGGACGGGUUGAGUAUAACAACGUGACAAGCGUUCUACUGGACAAAAAACCGCUGAAAACCGAACAAAACCACCAAUUCAGUCUAAAUCUGGAAGCCGUGCCAUUAACGAUAAUAGAUAAUUCUAAGAACAGCGGUGAUCGUGAAACGCAUGAAAACAAACCGUGA